AUGGAAAACACAUGGUUGGUGGUAGCGUACAGACAAAGAGGCUUCAUGGCAGCGGGUGAAGGCCAAACUGCGGAGGUCCAUUUGGCACCUCUCGGCUGCAAUGAGGAGCAUCGAUCAGGUAGCGUCGAGCAAGGACAGGCUCAUGAUGAAACUUUGCCGAGGUUUUGUGACGGAGCAACCCCAACAACCCGCACAAAUGUAAUUGAAAGGCUGCGGUCUUUGGGACGUUUGUGGGGGUUAUGGCGCCCGGGAAAGGCUCACCGGCCGAACAAGAUUUCAAGUCUUGAUGAGAGGAAUUUGAGAACUGGCGGCAUUGCGGAAUCUCAGGCCACGCCAUCCCAUGAGUCGGGACAAUCAGCCGAAUCAACUGGGUGCACGAAACCAUUCCCAACAGUUCCCUCGAACCGAAGAUUUGCUCCGACUUGUGAAGUGAUGCGAUGUGGCAGAUGGUGCGUCCAGGGGCGAACAAAAGCAGAUCAAAAAUCAGGCAUCAAAAGGAACCUCAAGAGCCGCCACCAGAGAAAGUCAGCCAACAUGAAAACUGUCAAAGGCUGGAAAACAAAAGCCGUGUCCACGGACUUUUUGCCAAAGAAGGCGCACGUCUCCAGGCAAGCAGCUUUAAAACAUGUCCGAGAAGUUUUUGAACGUUUUCAGGCUCAGGGGGCGAGUCCUAAUGCAGCAGCAGCAAGUGCGCUGCGAGAAAUUGCUGGCCUUGCCCCUCUUGCUUCUCUUCCGUCUCGCCAAGACAGCCAAAUGGAUCCUCAGGGCAAGAUGACCCUUUUGCCACCUACAUCUUGGGGUGGCUUCGAGCCUUCGGAACAUGGUGCAGACAUCAUGAGCGACAAAGCUGGCGCUGCUGAUGCCAACCUCCCAACUGUUGCGGAGAAGACUGAUGUGAUGUUUGGAGCUGAAGUCGACGGUGGCUUCAAGGACAGUUUAGAGACGGUGUUGGACACACAGUCAACUGAGCUUGAACCAUCAGAAGCUCAAGAUUCUGAUAGCAAUGGCACACGAGACAAGGCUGAGAUGUGUGAAGACAUUAAGGUAAGCUUGGACACGGUCCUUGACACACAGUCCACCGUUGAAGCAGAUGUGGCAGAGGAUCUUCCAAUGCCGGAGGUGAAGCCGCGUUGCCAGCGCCAGAGCCAGGGACGCAAGGCCAAGAAGUUAGAAGAGCACAAAAAGGAAGCUUCAUCUCACAGAACUUGUCGGCAACGCAUACCUCCGUUGGAGCACUGGAAAAAUGAAAGGUGCGUCUACGAGCGCAAGUCUGGGUCUUCUGUGCCAACCCUUGCAGCGGUAGUUAAAUGCCCUAGUACAGAGGAGCAAGUCUCCACGGGCAAGGGGAAGCAAGGGAAGGUAAAGCAGGCAGCGGGCAAGAAAAGGACAUGGCACGAAGCAAUUGCUUCUGAGAGUUUAGCCAGCCCUUCGCUUCCAUCAAUCUAUGACAUUGCAAACAAGCGCACCCGCCAAGAAGCAAAGACGAGCACAAAGCAGGAGAAGGAGAAACAUGAGAAAAGGGACAAGAAGGAGAAAGAGAAGGUGCCUCACAAGAGCAAAACCGAAGUCCAACAGUCCCAGGUGACAGGACGUGGUUUGAUGGGCGCUCUGGAGGCUGCGCGGGCAGAGGCUACGAAGAUGCGAACCAUUGCGCGCUCUUUCGCAUCAGUUGGUGCGCAUUGUCGGGCGAAGCCUUCGUUGGCUCGCAUGGCUGCCGAAGCUGCUGCAGCAGUGGGCAACUGCCCUACACCUCAAGAAAAGUGGAGUCGAAAUAGGAUACCAAGGCAAAAGAGCCAGCGCUGA
Durusdinium trenchii is the source of this 1803-nucleotide messenger RNA. NCBI's taxonomy places the organism in Eukaryota, Dinophyceae, Suessiales, Symbiodiniaceae. The record is from the annotation of a GenBank genome assembly.